Molecule: messenger RNA, 28563 nt
Organism: Xyrichtys novacula (pearly razorfish)
Lineage: Eukaryota; Metazoa; Chordata; Actinopteri; Labriformes; Labridae
Source: the annotation of a GenBank genome assembly
UUUUUUCCCUUCUCCUCCCAAACUUUUCCUACCUUCACCGAAAGUCAUGACAAGCUUCAGUGUGGCUGGACGGAGAGGAGCAAGAAGGUAAGGCACGACCGAAAAGAUCGAUUACUGCCAUUAUCAUCAACUAUCAUUUGACUUAUCGAUUAGUUGAUAACUGCACGAGUGACCGACUCCGUAAACGAACAACAGUGCGAGUAUCUCAGAUAAAAAGUGUCACGGAGUUUUAUGGUGUGUAAUCUGGUGCAGAAAAGACCUGUAAAACUGUAAAGGUUUUGCAGCUGAAUAUUUGCAUUUUCCCAAUUUCCCCAUUGAAUUAAAACCUCACAAACUUUUUUACUCGAGCUAACAUCCUGUAACUUUUUAAUAAGUUAAACUAUUAGGAAGUUACAGAAAGUUUUCAGAUUAUUAUUUUAUUGUUAUCUCAGUUCAGAGAUUCAGACAGACUGUGCCACUGUAAUUGUCGGAACAGGGUUGUCUUGUCAUUGAUUUCUAGCUGGUCCAUGACUGAGCUGAUAACUUAUCUAUCCUAUCUUUUCAGAGUGUUAAGAAAAAACAACAACUUGCACUUUACACAUUGUCCUUAGGAUGAUAUUUAAAUGUUUUUACCAUAAUACUCAAAGCCUUGGUAUUAAAAUUGAUCUUUCACUUUAACCAAUAUUGUUUUUGUUCUUUAUUAAUCUGCUCAGUAUUAUUGAAUCAGAUGCUAUCAUUCUAACACAUUUUGACAAAGUAUUGUUCCCAGCUUGUUCUUGUUCAUAAAGUUAGUCAUAAACUAGAUGAUCAAGAAAUGCCGGGCUGCCUCUCUGGAUGGAAAUCCCCCCCAUAUCCUCUACAAUUGUCAGAAGUGUUGAACCCCACCUCCCCACCUCAGGCUGCUCUCUUGUCUGUUAUUAUGCCAUGCACCAUCUCAUACUUUUCAGUCUGCUGUGCUGGAUGAUCAGAUGUUGAGUCAGUCCCAGAGAGACUGACCUCAGCAGAUGUGUCCACGCUGUUCAUAUUUUGCUUGCAAACUUUUGCCAAAGUUUAAAAUGCAGAUAAUUCUAGAGGCUGCUGUUUGGUGUAUUGACAUAGGUGAUCAGAUUCAAUACAUACACAAAUAUAAAAGCAGCAAUAAUUCAUGAGAGGGAAUCUACUAAGGGGUGCACUGAUCACAAUUUUUUGGCCAAUCACUGAUCUUUAAAACGCUUGGCAUGCCAAUUUUGGCUGAUACCGUUUUUUUUUUUCUUUUUAUAACUGACAACAUACACCUUCGAUGCUCCAAUCUUAUUUUAAUGAAAAACAUUGAACAAUACUUGUAAAAAAAAACCAACAACCUUUUUGUGUUUUUUUUUUAACUGCACGUAAAAUAAUAAUCUGCAGGACAAACUAACAACACAACUUAAACCACCAACAAACUGUCCUUAGUUUUAGGUUUCCUUGUAGUUGGUUCAUCAUGCUUCGUUGGUCAUGCUCCGGAUGACUGUAGUGAUAAGAUCGGUGUGUAAAAUUGGUUUCAUAUGUAAGGAUCAGCUGAUCAACCAUCCCCCAAAAUUUAGGAAAUCAGCGUCGAUUGAUCGUGCAUGUUUAGAAUCUACAGCAAAAUAGGGGUUGUGGCAUUGGAUUCUGAAAAAUGCAGGAUGCUGUCAUUUUAACUGUAUGUUUUUAACUGUCAAAUAGAGGCUUUACCCUAGUGUUGUUUUCAAGGCGUAGGAAAAUACACAUUCUUUCCUCACCGAUUACCUUAGAACCGUCCCGUGUCCAGAGCAAGCUGAAGUGAUGUGCAGAGAUGUAAAUUAAAUAAGUGUUAAUCUCUUGACGAGUAUCUGAGGCUCUCUCAGGGGAAACUGUCUUCUUGCAACAGGAGCCUGAGUUUUGACUUACUGCUGUCGCCUCAAAAUAGAUUCUCUGUAAGUUUAGGAAGAAGUGUCUGGGAGUCAGUUACCACUCUUGUACCUGUCCUUAAAUGUUUGCUUAUACACACACAUUCUGUUCCUGAUCCAAGUGUUCUGGUCUAGCCACAGGACAGAAAGGAUGAUUUAUUGGGUUAAAUCUGAGUUCAGUCUGUACCGAGACAUGAGUGCUGCAGCUUGAUAUAUACAUGCCAUUGUAUUUUUAGCUCCAUUACGAGAGGUCUAAACUUUUUAUAGAGCUCCAAGGCUGUCACAAACUCGGUGACAUGAUGCGGAGAGACAUGAGAAAGUUUUUGGCCUAGUGUGAGACUGAAAGUCAACUACAGUCAGACAAAAUGGGCGCGUUGGGUCCAAACAAUGUGUGUUCACAUCCAAAAUUAUCAACCACUUGCUCUGCGUUACAAACCUGUGGCGUCUCAUUUGGAACCAAACAAUACCGGAGCUUCUGCUGUCUACGAGUUCAGCAUGUCUGUUUCAUUAAAUUUAAGGGGAACGUCAGGUUACAGCAAUAAGUUACAACAAAAGCGCAGUGUUUAGUUCUGGAGCUGCAUGGGACACGUAUCUGUUUCCUGAGUGAAGGUUUUGUGUUGCUUGGCACACAAACUUUUGUUUCUGCAGUUUGCUCAUCAGUUAUGUUCAGUUGGAGGUAUUGCUGUAAAACACAACAGGGAUGAGAAACACGAGAUACAAGUAAUAUAGCAAGUUUGCAGUCAAAAAAACCUUUAAAUUACAGUUUUAAACCUCCACUUUGAGCUUAUUUGACAUUUUGCUUGCUAAAAAAUCGAGUCCAUGAAUAGUUUGUGUUGCCUUUGCAUUGGAUUUCAACAUUGUCAGCACUUAAUGUAUGUCUCCUCAAGGAAACACACCCUGGUGGGUUUACAGAAACUGGCGAGGAGGUCUUCUGCAGAUUUGACUUUGCACUAGAGCUGUUGCAAUAUCAACAUGUUGUUUUCAUCUCAUGAGUAUUAUAGCCAAGAAAAUUCACAAUACCUACGUUACUGCAGGAAUUAUGGAAGAUGUAAAGUCAGCUAACUGUAUCAUUCAAAGUGCCAUGUGUACGAACUACCAUUUUGCUAAUUUCAUGAAGAAAGAAAAGUCGAUUUUGAAAGUUCCAGUCUCGGGGCAGCCAUCUUGGUUGUUUAUGGAAACAACUUGACAGCUCUUAAGGGUUGUGAUUGGCUCCCCCGCUGUGAGUUUUGGAUGGGAAUGUGUCUGAGCAGAAGGGUAAGGGCAUGCCAGAGUAAAUACAACAUGAACUUAGAGGUAAAAUGGUUCAGUACUGUGAAAAUACUGUAUUCUUGACAUGAGGUAAUUUACUGGGGGUGUGCUUGCAUUGAUUUGAUGGGACGACAAUGACGAUUUGCUUUUAUCUUGAGUCUUGUUCCUUUAUAUGAGUGCUUUUUGGUUUUGUUACAGUUAGAGUUCAGUGCCAGAGUUGCUUGGUUCUGGUCAGUGAGGGGGCUGCAUAAGUUCAUCUAAUCUGAAUCAGUUAAGGUUGGAUUCAUUAACAGAAAGUCAAUAAACUGAUACCCAUUCAUUUCAGUACUCCCAACCAAAAUUCCAGGACAAAUUUCCAAAGUUUGAACAUGCUCGUUCUCUGCUUUAUGAGAGUCAGUGUGGUAUGUUUCCUCUUUUUUACAUUCAAGGUCUUUUUUUUUUUUCCUGAAGCAGCAAUUAGUUUUAAGUGUGAGGGCUGUGUGGAACCUGAUAGCAGGAAGCUUUUAUCAUAAUUAACAGGCAUCCAGGCUUUGAAAAUGGAAAUUGCCACUUUGAGCUUCAUGCCAGAUUCUCUAAUUGGAGAGGCUUUUCAGGAGAGGCUCUUCAGAAGCUCAGAGUUUUUUUUUUUAAAGAGAGGCAGCUGCCUGUUUUCUACAACAGGUCCUUUUUCGACAGAAUAAAACAUAAGGUUGUUUAUUUUCUUUUGUCUUUUGUACUACUAUAGUAAAACAAAGGCUCCAGAGUCUGUUGUGUACAGUCUACUUCCUGCUCUGCUCAAACAAAGUAUAAUUAACGGGAAUCAGUCAAAUGCUUCAAGUUAAACAAAAGCAGCUGUGGGGUGAGCAUUGUUUUAGAAUCAAGAGAAAAAGCAUCAAACUUGUAACAGUGGGAUUUAGAGGAACUUUUAUAUUUUUGAGAAAUCAAAAAGUUUUCUAUUGCUUAAAGUUAAUUUUCAUUUUAACUUGAGUAACUCAUGGCAACAGUUCGGCUGUAGUUCACCUCAGGUUGAGUUUGACUUUUGUAAUUUCCAACCACAUGGUUCAAGGCAUCUCGAGAUGUUAUAUUUAUGAUUUUGCAGGAAUCUAAUUUGAUAACUUGAAAUGAAGUUGUUUUGUUGUCUGCUGUCCUUCGUUUUUGCAUUAGAAUAAAUUGAAUCAGCUGUAUUUUUUUACUAAUUCUAUUAUUUUGUGGGGAUAACAGACUUGGACAGCCUCUAAAAAGAAACAUGACGUCACUCUGGAUCUGAGCAAAAUAUAAAUAACUUGAACAAAUAAUGAAUUGGAUCAUAUCAAAUAAACAGGCUUUCAUCGUCCAGUUUGAGGAUCUCGUGGUUUUAUUAAAUGUCAACAGAUUACAGGAUAAAAAGGGUAAGAUGUGAUAAAAGAAACACAGAUUCAGAUUUUUGUAGACAAAUCUCAGCGAUAAGGCGAGACUCUCGAUUUACCGGUCGAUCUACGUGCCGAUCCUCACGUAUGGCCAUGAACUUUGGGUAAUGACCGAAAGAACAAGUUCGCAGAUACAAGCGACUGUAAUGGGUUUCCUUCGCAGGGUGGCCGGGCUCAGCCUCAAUAUUUUAAAAAUUUAUCUAGCCUUUAUUUAACCAGGUUAGUCCCAUUGAGAUUACAAAUCUCUUUUACAAAAAGCGACCUGGCCAAGAAGGCAGCAGCUUAGUACCUACAACAGAUAAAAUUUACAACAUCUCAACAUUAAAACAAUCUUACAUAAAACAUUUACACACAGACAAGGUAGACUGUAAUGAUUUCAGUAUAAUUUUAAAUUCACUUAGUGUCACAAGAGACACCAAAUAAUAAUAAAGAUCUCAAAUAUGUUUAGUUAGAUUUUUUAGAUCUUUAGAAGGCAAAAUAAUUUACAGAACAUGGAAACAAUUUCAGCUUUGAGUUCAUGCAUCAUUGGUGCAGUUUAGAAAAUUUUGAAGUGUAGGGUGUUUGUGCGAAUCAGUGAAUGAGAUUUAUAAAAAAUAUAGCUUACUUAUUUUGAUCAAACAUAAUUAAGUGUCAUCCAGGUCUUCACCUGUGAUCCAGUCAAAAUCUACUUCCCCUGCUAUCUCUACAGACUGAGAAACCCUGAAACAAAGAUACCCACAUUAACAGGAGAAGACACACAGAUCUAACUUUGGACAUCAGGAUGGGAGAACACCAAACUAACCAAACACUGGUGCAAUUUUGGGUUUUAUUUACGUUGGUCACAUUUAAGAGUUAGCUACACAUGACCUUAAAAAGCCUUGUUGGCAGUCAAGUGACCUGCUGGUUUCAAGUCAGACUGGACCAAAAAGGUCAGAUCUUACUGUGCCUGAAUUGACCGCUUCUCUUGGGAAAACCAAACCGCAGCUUUUUUCAGAAACACUUGUCUGCAUGUCACUGUGAUGCCACAAACCUCCUGAACCCAAUUUCAUACUUUUUGGCUCAAACAAUGGAAGGAGGAGCGAGUUCAUGGCCGGAUUGAAACUUUCUUUAAAGUUAUCCACAUUGUGUUCCUUACAAAUGCUGGCAAAGUGAGUGUGAGGCCUUGAACUCCUAUUUUAUACUGGUUCCUUGAACCCAUCGCCGUACAGAGAUCACCUCUGUUCACCGGCUUAUAAUGGAAUGAAAUGUUGUGUUUAGCACUCAGGUGUUGGUGGAAAAGCGCUCCUCCUCUAUGAGCUCAUGAGAAGAGGCUCAAUGAGGCUUCAACUCUGCCACGUUGAGCUCCAACUCAUGGUGGAGAAUUUCUUUUAUAUUCCUCUUUGAUCCUUCUCCCAUUUCGAAUCGUCAUCUUUGACAGGUUUAGUUUAAUCUCCUGUCUAAUGUUACAUAUAAUCUGUAGAUCUGAGAGACACAAGACUAUUAACUUUAGUCUGCUUUGCUAUGCGUAUGUUUCUGCAGUUUGUUCUUCUCUUUAAAAGUCAUUAAAAUAAUAAAAAAAGGAGUACAAAUAUUACCGUUGCAAAACAAACUAAAAGGACAGAAAAAGAAAGAGGAAAACUGCAAAAGGUCAAACAUAAUGAAGUCUCCUGUGCAAUUUGGGCCGAAUAACUUAGCAUGUUGUCUCAGAUGUGAGCCAUCGAUUUGUUCAGUGGAGUUUCGUAACGUCUGGCAGACAUCAAGGCAAGCUGCCGCUCUGCGACUCAGAGAGAUCAAAUCUGACGACAAACUGAAUCAGAGCAUGAUGGAAAACUGAAUUAGAGCCCACAGACAUGUACUUUCCACAGAGGCAGAUACAGGGAUGAAGGUGUGCUGAAGAAGCUUUGGGAUACAUUUCAAAGUGUUUCAAAGACCCACGCGCACCCAGCGCCUUGUCAUUACCCCGACUCCCUCCAUCAGAGGGGUGCUGAACUGGUAUAAUUUCCCCCGCUGAAGGAAAUAAUAUGAUAGUAGACACAUAUUUCAGUUGUUUCUGGAGCUAACAUCUGGUCUCGUACUGUAGUUAUACGAAUCAAACAUCUGGAGACUACAGUUGCUACUGUGUGAAAGAGACAAAUGGGUCAGUCUCAGAAAUCUGUGGACCAGAUAUGUAGGUCAGCUAAAAAAGACGUUUUAAGAUGCAGUCAGCUGGUUUAUUGGAGUUUUUUGUUUGGCAACAAAACACAAAUGAACUGAGGUGAUCAGAGAAAAUGAAAGAAAAACACAUUUGUACAAUGAAGGUGGAAAAUACACAAAAAGAGAAACAGUAUGGUGCUGUUUGAGCCGAACAUGUUUUUUUUUUUUUUUAUUAAAGCAGCUUCUACAAAGACUCAGUUUGUUAUGUUGGGAAAACAGGCCUGGAGAGUUUGUAGGGAACAAGGUGUGUUUGGUCUGAAGUGCAUCGUGACGUCAGAGCUGGAAACUGGCUAAUUGGGGGAAAACUCGAUUUGUAAGCCCUGCUUUGUUUCAGGGAGGGGCGGACUGUCAUCAGGCUGGAGUCUGCCUCAGACUCAGCUGACUGGAUGCUGCAGCUGCAGGGUUACCAACUUUGGGCUGCAGACAGAUGCUCCCAGCAUUGUUUACCAAAAGAAACUUACUGUAUACUGUUGCUAAUCCAAGAGUUCCUACGUGCCCAGUCAGGUUUUUGUGGUUGCUCAUGUUUAAAUGAAAAACCACGAUGCAGUUCUUACUUCCUAAGGUAAAGGAGUUGAUACUUUUACAGUUUUGAGGGAUUUUUGAAGCACAUCUGCAAACUUAAUGUCUUGUUAAGUGUGACUUUAUGAGCUGUUGAGCAGCGUUAUAGAUGAAAGUUUAAUGUUUGAAAAUGCAAUUAUGGUUUCAGACUUCUGAAUCAUCGACCACAUCUUGGUUUUGCUUGUCUGUUGUUCUCCUCACAGCUGUUUCAGCAACUUCAGCCAUAAUCCCAACAACCCCUAAAAAAGCAUGGUUUGUUUUGAGUGUCGUUUUUAGCCGAUCAGAACUAGUGCUCUGAAAAGAUUUGGGCUGAAAUGAUAUAUCACUACUUAGCAAAAUAACUUUCCAAACAGGAAAUUGGUUAACAAGCAUGCUAUGUCAGACAGGAGGAAUAUAAUUAAAAUGUUUUUAGUCUGUUUGUAUUAUCUGGCUAAAAGACAACAGCUCAAACGGGAGGCAAGGCAACAUUUUCAUUUCAUUUCAUUUUAUUAUUAUUUUCGAGUGUGCGUAAACAUAACCAGUGAGAAUAUUCAAAACAACAAUAACAAUAAUCAAAGCAAAAAAGUAAAAAUAAAAUAAAUAAAUAAAAUCAUAAUAAUAAUAAUAAUAAUGAUAAUUAUAAGAUUUUUUUACCCUACCCCUUCUCCUUUAACAAAAAAUACAACAUAAAUAGAAUAAAUAAGUAUAUUAAUAAUUUGACAAUACUUCCUCCCUGUACCUGGUGAGAACCAUGUUUCUGUACCGCUUUUUAAACCUGGUCAUGCUUGGACAUUGCUCGAGCUCCACACUUCAUCUGUUCCACAACCGUACUCCACGAACAGAAACACAAAAACUUUUUUGGGCCAUAAAACAAGUUUUCCAAAUCUCAGAGUAAGGAGAUCUGACAGGAAAAGGUUUGUGUCCUCUUCUACCCUUCAUGAGAAACUUAAACUCCCUUUAACAUGAACUGUAGACAUGCCCUAUAGCAUCCUGGGACAUUUAGGACCUGAUAUUUUACUGUAUCUCUACACAUGUAGCUGACCAAGACGGUGUCAGAAAACCUUCAUUAGUGUGAAAAGAGGCUUCAUUAAAGGGGCCUUAAAGGAGUUAGCUGCUUCUCAGCAUCCUCAGUCACAUUGUGAGGCUUCCAGACUCAAAAAGUGUCAGGCUUCCCUAGUGACUCUAUUAGAUUCACUCGGUGACAUUUUGAACCUAGAAAUGGUCAGAAAAAGGCAGUAGGGACAGAGGGGGUCGUGUGGAGAAAACAACGAGGCCUCAGAAAACUUUUUGAACACAGUGUGGCCACAUUAGAGGCAUAGAGCCUCAUUGUGGAGGCUGAAUGUGCUUGAUUGUGUUUGCUGAGAAUCUGGAAGGAAAAAGGAGGGGGAGGCAGGACGCUUGUGAAGUUCUGAGUCAACCUGACUGUGAUAAAAGGUGGGAUUUUUCCUUUUAAAGCAGGACACACAAGAAGUUAUUGUGACAUUGGUGUGUGAUUUAUUUUGAAGAUGUGUGAGACGGGAAAUGGUGUUUGGUGGCUGAAUCCUGCACAUAGAGGUGGUGGGGUGUUACUGCGUGAGGGCUUCAGCACACACAAACACUUAAAACACUUGGGCAAGAGCUGAUAACAUGUUAUCUAACCUCAGUGUGAUGCAUCAUGUGAUGUUGGCUCCAGUGCUGUUUUUGGCUGCAGGAUGCUCCGGAGUGUGUGUUAGCGUGUGUGUCCAUGUCACAUUGCCUCUAUUUGUUCAGCUCUCAGCCUCUGCUUGUCUUCUCUGCUAUGUUUUCCUGCUCCCUUCAGGAAGCAGCUUUCAGGACGGCCUGUUGGGUUUCCUGGCAGGACCCCUCUCCUCCCCCCAGUUCCUACUGGGAGACAAUAGGAGGUCUCGAACGGGGGCAUGAAGAGGUUGUGAGUGUGUGUGUGUGUGUGUGUGUGUGUGUGUGUGUGUGUGUGUGUGUGUGUGUGUGUGUGUGUGUGUGUGUGUACUGAUGAGGGAGAUUUACUGGGGGAGUAGUGGGCUUCCCUUCAGGAAACUGCAGAUUUAUCCCUGCAGCAGAGAGGCCCUCCUGUGUGUGAGUGCUUGUAUUUCUAUUUGUCCUAAAUGUCCUCACAAGGAUUAAGACAUGAAAGAAAUGUCCCAGAUACCCAGACUUGACUACGAGUUCAAGAUCUGAAGCUAGGUUAAAUGUUGUUGAGAGUAAAAGUGUUUAAAUGUUGAUACUUUUAUUGAGAUAUGUUUUUUUUUUUUUUUUGUCAGGAAGCGAGAGUAAAGUUUAGACUUGAAGUUUGUCCUUAUGAAGAGCACUCAAAAUACGAUCUCACCUUAAAAAACAUGUUUUUUAGACAAAUUACCCUUUUGUUAAUGAGACUGACUCAGAAAUUGAGUUUUUUUUGUCUCCUCAUGGUAUUUUACUUGUCUAUAUGGUAAUACUAUUAUUGGUAUUAUGGGCAACCUAAUUCUUGCUAUGGUUAAGUAACUGAAUGAAGGACUGAAGGUCCUUACACACCGGGAACGACGCAAAUAUACGUGAAAUUACGAAAUAUUCAGAGGCGAAUUUUGACGUUCCUGACUAUACAUAUCAAGCGUGAUGCGAUUUUGCGACUUACCAGGGGGAAGAAAAGUCGCGUCCUAGGUGGAAGCGAGAAGACUGACUCAACACCAGACUGACUGUUUUCAGUUCUGAUUAGACUCUAGUGUUGAGAUGUCUGUCUGUCUGUCAUGAUAGCAUGUACUGAGUCGGGGCCAGUACCAGAUAAGCACAUUAAACUAUAAUCCAUAAAAACGUAAGGUAACAACAGAGACCUAAUGGUGCUGUGACAGCAACGCUGUGAUUGAGUUUGAGACAGUGAAAAUACAUAUGGUAUGUUGUAUCUGAACAGGUUAGCUUACAAGCUAAAGUUACUUAACACAGAUGAAAGUUAAAACAAAGACGUUUAGCAAACCGUUAAAGCACACGAACCAUCAUCAUAUGUGAAAUCCAACGCUAUGACUCUCCACAAGUUGUCCUUCAGGUCAUUAUCUUUGUAAUAUUUGUGAUUUUUAUCAAAAACACUCUGUUCUCCGACACGUAAACAAUCAGCCGGUCGGCCAUGUUGGAUAUACCACUGAAUCUGCCAUCGCAACAACACGAAAUCUGAUCGGUCAGAAGUGGACACACAGAAUGCGAAACUUAAGAAAAAUCGACUGUGAUCCGGAAAAAUAAAUGCCGCAAUAUUGCAGGACGGGAAAACGUUGCUGAUGUGAACGCUUGUAUUGACAGGAUAAGGGUUUGAAAAAAAGUAUUGACGACCAAAAUAAUUGCACGACAAAUACGCUCCCAGUAUGUAAGGGCCUUGAGAAUUAAGAGUAAAUUUAAGAUAAAAAAAUGGAUUCGCUUUCAAAGAAUGCUCAACAAAAAGAUGUCAUCAAAAUAGAUUUUCCUUUUGUAAGGUUUAAAGUAUUAAUUUGACAAUAAUUUUAAGUAGUUGAAAUGUGGAAAUCUUGCAAAACCUGCUUUAAUUAGUAUUCAAAUGAUUGAAUCCACAAUUAAACGUGUGGCAUGUAAACUUUCCUCAGAUUGACAUUUGUGAGUAAUUAAAAAAGUGAAGCUGGAUUACGCUUAUGACUAUGUAAUGGAGGGUUAUUGACUUUGGGGAGGUCUGUCUGAUGUCCUUUUAGUUUUUGGAAAACUAACAAAAAUUAGUUUGAGGAUAUGAUUUGGAUUUCUGAAAAUGAAGACCAGAGGACCUCCUUACAAUGUGAGCACUUCUGGAGUGCAUGACAGCAUGCCUGGCAGUCAUAUGGGGGUGUAUGUCUGCGUUUUUUUAUGCAUGUGCAGUUUUCUGAAUGGGGUUUUUCUCAUGUAAAGCAGAUGGAGAGUAAAAGUUGCUGUCAGUGAGAGGAUGUUGGCUUUCACUCCCUCCCCUCCUCAACUGUCAGAUUGUGUCUCUCUCUCUCUCUCUCUCUCUCUCUCCGGUUUUCUUCCUGGGAAAUGGGUGGCGGUGGGGAUGAGGUCACUGUUUCACAACAUGGCCCUGAGCCGCGAACCAGCACAACAUUUCCUCUUCCAUAAAGUGGCUGAAAGCAGGAAAAUCUAACGUCUGUUUUCAUCAACAACUCGGGUCCGCGCAUUACUUCUCCAUUCAUGACGUAUUCCUUCUGAACUAGAGGAAAAACUGUGUAGAGACAAAUGGACCUGUACUUUCUAUUUGGGAGAAACUUUUUCAGGCCCUAAAAUAAAACUCCUUAUUUUUAUAGAAAUAAACGUGUGGUUUCUUCUUGUGGUUAUUAGUUGGGCCUAAUAAAUGUUAAAUGAAAAAGAAAACAAAAAGUGUUAAAAUUGCAAAGUGAUCUCAUUUGGUUUGUGGCUCAGACCGUUUGAAGUCUGAUCUGCUCAUUACUGAAGCAGUUUCACUCAAUAAAUUGGUGAGUCCUUUAAUCCCAGUCUAUAACAUUUUGGGAUUGUCUAUUAAAACACAAAACUACACUCACCAAAUUCACUGUUGAAAUCUGAGAUAAAAUAACGGAUAAUACCUCGACAGGUUGGUUUUUUGAGUGUACCAGCUCUUGGCAGAUAGACCCAAUAGUUAAUUUUGGACACUGAAAGCUUCAUUUUGUUUUCCGUAGUUCUUUCCAGGAAACUUUGUGCACAUUUGGAGGCAGAAAUAUAAACUGGACUUACCGUUUCUCCAAAGACAAUUGAAAAAGAGCUUUCUUGGAUCAUAAUGAAUAAACUAAAAUGUUAACUCUUGUGAAAUAUGUUUUGAUCAAAGAAAACUGCAGGAAGAUUUUCUGUGCUUUGUUUAACAAAGUUCUGGAUUUAUUUCGUGUUUUUAGUUGCCAAUCGUGCCGGCAGAGGUUUGUUUUAUGACUGCUCUCGCUGCAGAGAGCUGGUAAUGUGAAGAAAUGCAACUGCAGUGCUGGGUGUGACCUGCUGGUUCAUGAUUGCAGAGUCGCAUCAAAACUGAUUCAGGAAUGUCACGUAAUUUGUAGCCAUAGAAACACAGACAUCUCAAGCUAAUAUUUAGUCAGUCUGAAGAACAAUGAUGUUUAUGUUUACACAAUAGAACCGCUCAAAGCCUUUACUAAAUUAAGGCGGUAAGCCCACAAUGUGUUCACUCAGUCAUAGCAGUGAACAUUGUGUUUUUCUGGCUGCAGGAUCAUGAGACUGUGUAUCUGCUUGUGCACUUGAGUGUGGAUUUUGUACGUGAGAGAUUGUGUAAAACAAAACAAACAAAAACAAAAAACAGAUACAUCGGUGUGUUGGUGUGGACAAAAGUUGUGAAGUUUGAUUUGUUUCUGUCGCUGUGUGUGCACUCAUGUUUCUGCAUGUAUGGGCAUUUUUUUGGUAAUUUUGCAUGUGGCUUUUGUGAGUGUCAUUAUGAGCACUGGCACUUGGUGUUGGUGGUGUGUGGUGUGUGUGUGUGUGUGUGUUUCAGAGAGACUUGACAGCGUGGCUCUCAGCUGGUCAGGGGUGUAGAGGGAAGGAAUGCAGCUUCUCUGUAAUUUGCUGUCUGUCAUCAAUUCAGAGGAAAAAAAAAACAAAAACACCAGAGGAGAGGAGCCGGGGGAAGUGUGUUUAUGUGUUAGUUUGUGUGUUUCUGUGCGAGAGGGUGAGAAAGAAAGAUAGAAGAGACUGUGAGAGAAAAUCAGAGUCAUCUGAGAAGAAGAGGGGAGUGAUGAAGAGUCAGACAACGUGAGAGAGGGAGGUGUGAGAGAGUGGAGGAAAUGAAAGAAUAAAUAUGUGAAAUUGUUCAUUGGAAGAAGAACUACACAAAGAAAGGGAAGGAAUAAAAACAAAAGAAUAAUUAUUGAAUAAGUUAUGAGCAGCAGCCAUCUUUGUAGUGUCAAAAAGUUCCAGAAUCAAUACAAAACAUUGAUAAUGGCAGGGUGACACAAGUUUUUGAGACUGCCUCAUGAAAAAUUCCUAUAUUUUUUAUACUAAUAUUCACACUACAGGCUGGUUGGUAGAGAAAGAACAGCCAUUUUAAUAACGGUGUCAAUCGUUCAUAUAAAGCUCCUGUGAGGAACUUUCUGUUUGUGACAGUUUUGGCGCCACCUGUGGACAAAAAGGGACUUUACUAGUUCUGUCUGAGUAGUGUUUUCUGAUUUAAAAAAAGUGCCUUUCAAUGUGCAACACACUGAAUAUUUGCUUUGGAAAGGGCAGAAAAAGGCUGUUUCUGCAGAGUGCUGUAAAUGGUCUCAUCUUACACAAACCCUAGUUACGCAAAAUUCCUCACAGUGGCUUUAAAGAACACCGUUUAAACUUAGAUGCACAAAGACACAAAUAUAAACGUAAAAAGUCCCAGCAUCCCACUGCUGAUAUCUUAUAUAUAUAUAUAACUCUAUAUCUGCCUAAGUAAGAACUGUGAUCAUUGCAUGCACUUUGUACUCUGUAUUCUUUAUAAUGUUGAAUUUGGCUUUGCUAUCAAAAUCUGAAUAACGUGGAGCAAGUGAGUAAGAGCCUGCAUAGAGUGACAAAAAUAUGACGCCAUGUGUUUUUCUACUGGGCGUCUGUUGUUGAUGAUGCCUUCAUGCCAUUUGCAAAAGUGCCUCAGAAGUGAACGAGUCUUCUUUGUAAAGGCACUACUCUGUCAUACCUCACAGAAGGAGAGUUAGGUUUGAUUUAUUUGUUCCUUUGCAAAAUUGAAAACAAUCAUGUAAAAAAUAAAGUGACCUGCCUGUCUCUGGUUUGGGUCAAAGCAAAGCUUCUAGACGAGGUCAUAGUUUAACUUGACUGAAUAGAAGACGGCUCCAUUUACAUUGUGAUAUGACAAGAGAAGAAACUGACUGAGACAGUGACGGGAAACAGAGCCGAGGCUGAUAAGGAGACACGAAGCAGAACUUUACUAUCAGUGAGAGAGGAUUUGUAUGUGCGCUUUGCUGUGGUUACUUUAACUAAUCCAUUGUGUUUAAAAGCCUGUUAUUUAAUCUUCACUAAUUGAUCCUUUGUCAGGUUGACUUCUGUGGUUUUAACUUUGAUAAUAAAAUAUCUGCGGGCUGAGCUGACAGCUGAUACAUGUACGUGUGUGUCUGUCUGUGUGGUUAUAGGUUAUCAGUAGUCAGUCAGCUAAGAGGACGACCGGCAUGUUACAACAGCAUGUGUUAGGAAUGUGCCAGAGGCUGCUGGAAAACACAUCUGUGUGUGUGUUCGUGCUGACACAGGAGUGUGUGUGUUUGUGUUUGAAACAUAAUUGAAAGGCCACAUGAUAUACAAAUUACUUUUUUUGAGACUUAGAUUUGUUUCAUACUUCAAAGUCGAUGUAUUUUCUCUGUCUGAUAGGGAAAGAGGUUGCAAUGAAAUUACUUGCACAUCCCAAACUAAGUGGCUUCAUGCAACCCACAAAGAAGUAACCACUGUUAUUUUCUGGGUAAACCACACACCUGUGAUCAUGAAGUUUGUAGCCGUGCAGGUGGAUACACAUACAUACCUUGACACAGUGCUGCCUGAACUGGCUCAUCUUGACUCCCUCUCUGCCAUAUCGAUAGAGAAUCUUCUCCAGUCAGAUUUCUCUGUCCAAGGAAAUACUUAAAAAAUAUACCAAGAAAUGUAAGACCCAUCACUGAACUGUGGUGCUGUGACUUGGAAAAUACAUGCCCUGUAAUGCUUCAUUGACUGUUAAGACCAAUCUCAUGGUCUGUGUCUCUUUUGGUCUCUCAGGGCUGUGUGGAGCAGGGAGGUGGGAACCAGCCUGACUGCAGCUGCAUGAAUUGCUCACCAAGCAGCAGAAAGAGGUAAACUUUUCUUCCAACACAGCAGUAACUUUUAGAGAGAAGUUGCUCAAGUUAGGAGUGAAGUUUUCUUGUUUUAUGCAUAAAUGAUACACAGUUGUUUGAUCGGUAGUUUCCCAUUUGUUCUUAGGAAACCUCCUUAACUUGUAUUUUCUUUUUCCUGUAUUUGACUGUGUAUUUGUUAUGUAAAGCACUUUGUCCAUCUCUUCGGGUGUUGUAAGGUGCUAUAUAUAAAUGUUGUUAUUAUUAUUAUUAUUAUUAACUAAAACUUUUACUGAAACAGAAGUAUUUGUAUUUCCUGUCCUGUCUGGCACAAACAGAAGAAUUGAAUUGUAACUGGUAGUAGAAAGCUAUGGUAGAAGAAAUGAUGUCCUAUUUGUUGUUGUUUUUUUUAACUACAAAGUAUGACUGAUUGUGUCCAGUGUAAACGCUCAGAUUUAAGUCUCAUAUUCCCAGUGAAAUAGUUUGUUUUGCAGGUCUGUUUGUUCAGUGAUGAAGACAAUCCUGUGGUUUUUCAGGAGAGUUUGAAGGUGUUAUGCUGUCAGUAAUGUAGAAGCUGUCUGUGGUUUUUGGACAGAGUUUAGCUCUUUGUUGUUGACUUUGGUCGUGAGGUGUUUCCCCUGACUGCUACCUACACCACAUCCAUGAACGUUUCUACAAAAACACACCUAAAUUCAAAGGUUCAUUUGGACUUGGUGCUGGUUGACAGGAGAGUUUGAGUUCUACUAUGAAGUUUCCUUGACAGCUCAAACAACCACUUGAGAGGUUCAACACAGACAAAGACACAUUUUCUCUCAGGGGUAUGGAUGAUGUCAGACCAAUUGUCCUUCAACACCUCUUAGGGAAAAGCAAACAAAGGAUGUAUGGAACAAAACCUCCUUAUCUCUGAGCGAAAGGAAUUCAGUCACAGGCGCUCAGGUGCUAAUGAGCCAUAAGAAAACACAAGAAGAUCUUCAGGUCUUUCUUUACUUUGGAGUUAAUAUCAGGCCCCUACAAUGAAGUGUCUAUUAACGUGGGAGCCAGGAACCUCAUGGCUUGUUUUAGAUUUACUUUUGUCACGUUAGGCUGAUUCAUAACAGCUGAAAUGUGUUUUUUGGGAUGACCGACGUUUGAAGCGCGUGAUUUUGUUGCUUAUAUCAAAACGAACACUCAUCAAAAAAGUACAAACAAAGGUCAUGUGCCACAAACUACUGCACAGUUUUUAAAAAAUCACAUUCUUUCCUUCCUGCUGUUCUGCAACACUCAUAACAAAUGCAUUCAUGUUCCUGUGUGUUUCUUUGCCAGGUGUUGAUUUAAAGCCGUGCUCGUGCUGAAAGGUCCAAGACCUGAAAGAUGACUCAGUCAGUUCAAGUUAACCCAAAGCUGCCUGGUAAGACACUGCAGGAGUUUACCAUUGAUUUAUGUAUUUUGUUUCUCAAGACUGUGAAAGGGAUUAAAGCUUAAAAGUUUUCCAGUUGAACUCUUUCACUGUUUUUUUUUAGCAUAUCAUUAAUAGAAAAUAUUCAGUUUCAGCCUGCCAGAAGCAGAUUAGUGGUGGAUCCCAUGCUGAAGUUAUUCGGAUGAUAUAACAGUGCUGUUCUCCUCAGGACUGCAGGAAAUUAAACAAUUGUUGAGUAGCUGGUCUUUUUGUUGUUUGUGUAGCAAACAGAACAAGUCAGAUACUCCAAACUGCUCCAUUGUAUGAUGAGCCUAAAGGGGUUUGGGGAGUUUUUCAUUUCAAAAGGUUUUCCUGCUUUUUUUUUUUGUUCAGCAAAUGUCUUUGGACAAGAGGCUGGUAAACAAAAAUGUAAAUACUCCACUGAAAGCAAUAGAUCGAAAAUAUUCCAAAAAUAUGAGGUUCACUGGAAAAGAAUGACAAUUUAUUGGACGUAAACAGGACUUUUGUUUGUUAACAUAACACCCCAACAGGCUGUCUUUAUAAUGCACCCAUAUUAUUCAGUCACAUAUGUCUCUCCCUUCACAGAUCUGGGUUCUCCAUUUAUCUACACCAGUCAAGAGGAGACUGACCAGCCAGGCUCCUACUCCGUCCAGACUCCAUAUGGUUUCCAGCUGGAUCUGGACUUCCUCAAAUAUGUAGAGGAGAUAGAAAGUGGGCACAAUGUCCGUCGAGCACCUGUUAGCUCGCGCCGCUCAGGCAGAGGGGUCAAACUCUCCCAAAGGAGUCCAGGUGUUGGGGGACGCACCAGUGGGUGGACAUCCACAGAGUCUUUGUCGUCUCCUGCAAGCGAAGAUGGCAGAGCUCCUCCUCCGCCACCACCACGCAACCGCCUUGGGUCGGCACCAUGCGAAGGACUCUCUCUUUCUCCUGUGACCAUCCUCAGCGCUCCGCCCCUCUCUGCUGGAGCUAAAGUACCACCCCCUCCACCCCUGCGCAACCCCAGAGUGGAGCGAACCCUUCUGGAAACUAGCAGGCGGCUACAACAGGAGCAAACCCACCAGCACCAGAAUGGAGGGCGCAUUCAGCUAGCAGACCCUCCAAAACAGCUCUUACCAUCUCCUUCCGCUCAGCUUGUGCAGAGUAGCUUGACAAAACCCAGUCCUGCAACUUCUGGGCGAAGCACUCCAGCAGUGACUCCGAUUCCACCCAGCCAGCUGCAGACAGUUAGAGAGCAGAUGGCUACAGCUCUCAAACAGCUAAAAGAGAUGGAAGAGAGGGUAAAGGGGGUUCCUGCACUGGAGAAAGAGGUUGCAAAGCUUCGUGCAGAGAAAGACAUGCUCCUACUAGCCUUGCAGGAGAAAAAAGUAUCAACAGAGGCGACCAUGCUAAGGCAACCAUCUGCAGAGUCCUCAACUCAAACCACAGAGAGCCUUCAAAGUGAUCAGAGUGUCCACAGUCGAUUGACUGCACAAACCUCACCUGUUCAUAAAGGGCUCGGGAAAUCUGGUGAACUGAAAAGGCUGACUGAGAAAUUUGAGGGAAAGGAAGAGAAAGCCACAGAUCCUUCAUCAAAGGUUGCAGUAAAAGCUCCAGAAAAAGUGCCUCUCGUUGAGAAGAAAUCAGUGGCUGUUGGGGGCGAUAUUCCGAUGAACUGCGCUGUCUUCUAUUACAGCCAGGGUGUUAAAGACGCAUCUGAGGGCACCACCAUAACUUUGAGCGAGAAAGGAACAGAAACAGAGGCCCCUCUCGUGCACGAGGAGGGAACACAAGCGAAUGUGCAGACAGAAGAUGCAGAGGUUUGGGUAAUGGAGUCUCUACUUGGGCUGACUAAUGAGGCACAACGGGAGAUUGACACUUUACAGGACACUAUUAAAUUCCAGCAGGAGUCCAUCGUGGCUUUAGAGGACCGAUUAAGUGUAGCUGACAAAGAUCUGGGGAUCCUUAAAGCCAAGAUGGAGGAGAAAACUUCCAAAGUCACAUUUGAAAAAGGGGUUCUUGCGAAACCAGACACAACAAAUGCCCAGGUAGAGACAUUAACUCCUUUGUUACAGGAUGCUGCAAUUUUAUGCCAUCCUGAGGUGAGUGAUGCAUGUGUAGGUGACAACUUAACAGCAGAUCGGACCGAACAAACAACCCAGACUGAUGCUGUUGAGGAAGCUACAAAACCAGCACCUGUAGCAGUAGUCAGCACUGGGUGCCAGUGGGAGAACUUGCUCGAGGAAAAAGUGGAGGAGCAGAAAGCUGCGAUGUCAAAGAAGAGACAGCUGACCAUCGCUGAAUACAAGGUUUCGCCGGGAGAAGAGGUGGUCAGUACGGCUGAGAAGGAAGAAGAGCAAGAGCAGAACACAGCAGCCUCCACCACCAAGACGGGUGAGAAAUCAGGAUUCCUUACAUCAUUUGUUCACUUAAAACAGAGACUAUAAAAUCCUCAGCUCACAUUGUUUGUGCUCAAAACAAAUGGAUUAUUCUCAUCAAUUUUCCAAAACAGUUUUCCUGGCAAUUUCAGUUUUGAUUCAAGAGGCAUUUUAAGCAAUUCAAAGAUAAAGCAGAGUCCUCCAGAGACUAAUGACACCAUUUUGUUCGAGUCGAGUCGUGAGUGAGUUAAAUGUUUAAUUGGUGUGCCUCGUUUGAACCCCAGUUUGUUUCUGUCUCUGUUGGUAUGGUAACAGGUAUGCUGAAAUCAAUCAUGAAGAGGAAGGAUGGGAGUAACUCAGGCGAGACCCGCUCCGCUGGCAAGAAGAGUCUGCAGUUUGUUGGCAUUCUAAAUGGAGGGUAGGCUAACACAAAUCCUGACCCCAUUUUUCGUACCACGGUAAAAAUCGACUAUAAUCAACUCUUUGAUAUUGUUUAUGUGAACCAGUAACAAAAAAUAAUAAUAAUAGUGUCUUAUGGACAUGAUUUAAACCCAACAAGCUGCUCUGAAUUCCCACAAAUAUUUCUCUCUCCCAGAUAUGAAUCUACAUCAAGCGAGGAAGAAGAGGAGGAGGGGGAAGAAGAAGAGGAAGAAGAAGAGGAGGAGGAUGGGAGUUCCUCUGAGGAGAGUGGAGAGGGCGAGUGUCUGGACAGUACAGAAGAGGAUGAGGCAGCUCUGGAGGAAGAAACAUCUGAGGAGGAGAGAAAUGUCAACCUGGAUGAGAGUGACACCGACGAGGAAACCUUAAGAGCUGCGAAUUAUUCAUCCGAUUCUGUCAAAGAGAAGUAUGUGAUUAUGUACAAAACAAAUUACUGUAUAAAAACAGCUUUAGAACUCUGUAGCUCAAAGGAUUGGAAGUCUUGGUGUUUCAGCUUCAAUCUUUUUGUUGCAGGUUUGAGUUGAGCUCAAAAAUGCGUGAAGCCUGCCUCAUAAUGAAGAACCACCUCAAUGAUGACAUCCAAACGCUGAAGAGUAAAGAAGUGGUGCGUUCUUGAGUGAUGACUUUUAAUAUCAUCAGUUCAUUUUCAGUUUAUACUUGUCAAACUCAUUUUAAGUUUAUUGGAGCUGUGAGACUGUGUUUUAUAAUUCUGGCAAACAUUAAUUACAAACAACAGAGGCUUGUUGUAAGAGUAACAGGAGAGUCCAGGCUGAGACAGGCCUGAGUAGCAGCAGGAUCAUUAGGAGGCUGAAUUUCUAGUCGCUAUAAACUUGAGAGAAAUACUGUCUGAAUUUGCCAACACACAGAGUAAACAUGUUUGUAAAUCUUACCCUCAGCUCUCCAGUACCCACACUGUCCAGCUCGAGUGGUUUCGAAUCUCGAGCGCUAAAAUGGCUCAGCCGUCACGGGUCUCAGACUACCUGAUGGCGUUUUCUGAAGUGUCCUCAGUUCUGCUGGAGCACAUAGUCAACAUGACUGAUGGCAAUGGCAACACAGCUCUUCACUACAGUGUCUCCCACUCCAACUUCGGUGUUGUGGGGCUGCUGCUGGACACAGGUCAGUGAGAGUAAUUCCAACCAAACUACAGAGCUUUUUUACAGCACUACGGCUUUUGAUACAGGGCAUCAAGGAUAGUUUUUGUUUUAAAUUAACUGUAAAAGACUUUGUGUUACAUUCUUUGUAGGAAAAGUGCACGGUAAAGAAAGUUUGAUUGAUUGAUUGAUUGAUUGAUUGAUUGAUUGAUUGAUUUAACAGAACAGGCUAAGUGGAUAUGGGGUUAGGGUUAUUGGGUUAAGGUUAGAAUUACUGUCUAGGACCUAUUUAGGAGCAUUUUUCAGACCAUUUGGAGUCAGUCGGUACAAAAAAAAAUGAGGAAAAAUGUCUUUUUUUUAAUGUAUGCAAAUUAGUACAUAUUUAAUUCGAUAUUGCCUCAUUUACAUAUUUAUACAUAACAUUUGUUUAAACUUGUAAUACAAAAAAAUAUUUGUCUUUAUGUAAGUUAUAAACUUGGGAAGUUUCAUGGUGAUAUCUGUUAAAAUUUUUACCCUAUUCACCUGGGGUGUCUCCCCUGGGCCUCCUACCCAUCAUGGCCACCAUCUUGAAAAUGGCACCUUUCUAGUGGUCAAACUUUGGUUAACUUUUAGUAUGUUAUAAAGUACAUCUAACAUUAUAAUAAACAGCUGAGAAACCUUUAGUUGGAAUUUUUUGGGGUCAAGUCGUAUUUGCGCCUGACUAUCAGUUAGUUAAAGUGCUUUAACUUUAUUUUAGAAAAGCUGUUUUUCUAGUAGUGUUAAAAGUGUUUGAAAAAUAAGUCUGAAAAAGAAGUUUGGCUUGAAUUUAAGUUUUUUACCUUACUGUAUAAAGCAAUAACUGAUACUUAUAAAUAAAAUAUUUUAUUACACUUGGAGUGUAAGUGCCAUUUUGUCCACCUCUGUAUCAAUAAAGUGGAUUUUUUAAAAUGCUUCACUAAAACAUUUUCACAAAAAUUUAAUCUGAGAACCUUCAUAGUAGUAUAAGUGAUUGUAGUUAUGUUAAGUCUACUGUUUUUAAAAAAUAUAUAUGUUCCCUCCAGGUGUUUGCAGUGUGGAUAAGCAGAACAAGGCGGGCUACACAGCCAUCAUGUUGGCCGCUCUAUCUACUGUGAAGGAGGAGGACGACAUGGCUGUGGUCAAGAAGCUGUUCAGUCAGGGCAACGUUAACGCCAAAGCCAGCCAGGUAAGUCAUCACCGGUUUCUCCGUUUCUGAGGACAUAAUGUCUUCAGUGUUGGUCACUGGAGCUCUGCAGUUAACUCUGUUCCUACAGUAAUUUCACAGUAGUUGUUCCUGUUAUGUGCAUGUGAUAAGUGAGAACACGCUGGAUAUGUAAACAGUCUUUUAAAUCACUUUGGAAAUGUGAACAGCCAACAUAUAUUUAAAGCACAAAGAACACAAAGAGCUUCUGUAAAUGUGUUGAUAGCCUCAUCUGCUGGAAGCAUUUCAUCACUUUACCAACCCGAUCUUAGCUGGCUCAGCUGACUCUUCAAUUACUUCAGUUUGAUUUGGGCACAUUAGACUGUUAGUAUGAUAAAAGUGCACAACAAAACCAAACACAGGAACGACUCUUUGGACCAGAGCCUAAUUAAAAAAACUGAAAGAGAGGCGAAUGAGUCACUAAUUUCAUUUAUUGCUUAAAUUACACUGAGGAUGUCUCUUAAGAGCAUUACUUUGCUCAGUCUAUACUUGACUCUGCUCGUGCCUCUUUGUGGUGUGUGUGAGAAUGUGUGAGUAAAUGUGUUUUGCAAAUGUUUUUAUUUGAAAGAAAAAGUAAGUAAAACCUAAUUACAGAAACUCCCUUUUUAGUAAAUGUCUCAUUGAUUCCGUCGACGGGGUGAGGGUUGGGAAAAGCCACCUCCCUCUGUCCCUGCACAUUUGAACCGGCCUGGUGUAAAGAGCGUUUCCUGUGCUACAAAGAGAAACUGUAUCCAGAGCCAGAUGAGUAAUUGGUUAUAGGUUAGAUUGGGUUAAAGAAAUGUGCAUCAUGUGACACAUGAUAUUUGUGAGAAUCUUUUGACAUUUGAGUGGUUAUAUCGCUUUGCUUGAUCUAAUCAGGUUGUGUAGAAUGUGUUUGAAAACAGCAAGCGCCUGAUAAGCUCUCACACUGCCAAGUCAUAGGACUGCAAAUUCAUAGCAUCACCGGCUAUAAAUCCAAUUACUGCUGCUUGUUGUUGUUGCUGCGGGUAACAACACAAGGCAGUGCAAUUUUAGAGUCAGAAAUUGAAGUAAUUAUUUUCUGCUGCUGACAUUUGCUGAAGCAUUUUUUCUUGACUCCAGCUUUGAUUUCGUUUUAGUACUUGUUCUAUUUUGUAAUCAAAUUUGGAUUCAUGAGUAAAAUCAGUCAUUUUGAUUAUAUCCUUGGAAUUUUCUUUGGUGUGGUUUAAAAUUAGCCAUUUCCCAGAUAAUGUCUUGUUGAAAUGCAUAAUAAAGAGCACUUACACCGCUCUCAGAACAGUUUCAUUUAGUUCAUUUAACACAUCUUCACCUGGAACUAACAUACAACCUGAAUCACUGGGCUGGACAAAGGAAAAGCUAAAUACCAACACACAAAUCCAGAACUAUUUAUUAAUGCAUAGAUCUCCAUUCACACUAGAGAGUCUCAUACAAAGACAGACAGCUCUUUAAUUUUUUUUACUCCUUGUACUUUUGCUCCUGUGACUUAUUCAGGAAUAUUCUUCUGCAAACUUCUCUUCAUUUCCAUUUACUUUGAGUGCUAAAUAUUUGUUUCCACUUCACUUUUAUCAAGCUUUGUUGUCCUGUUGUGGCUCUAAUACUGUCUGAGUACAUUUAGGGUAAUGAAAAAAUCAUGUCAAAUUCCUAGGUUGUGUGAACAUAGUUGGCCAGGAAGGCUGAGGCUGAUAAAAAGUAGUGUGCCGUCUGGAGCAUGAGGCCUUAGCUUGUGGGUUUAGAUGCCUUUUUAAGUCUCUGUGGUUCACCAGGAUUUGCCAGCCUACAAUGUCAGGUAUGGUUGCAAUGAAUAUCCAUGUCCCAGCCUUUUGGCUAUUAUUCCUUGUUAUUAAGGGAGCUGCUUCAGGGAAGCUGGGCUGUAGUGCACGGCAGUAUGAAGCAAAUGCUGGAUAUGUAAGGAUGUGAGGACACAAGAGGAAUCUUCAUGGAAGUCUGAAAUGACAGACAUGCUCCGUAUUCAGUAUCAUUUACUGAUAAAAUGCUGCAGUGAGUCUGACUUCAUUUAAACAUAACAUCAUGUUAGUUCAAUAAAAGGGAAGAGAUCGACUUUCCAAAACAAAUACAGUAAAAAGUGCCCUGAAACAGAUCACAAACAUACAUCAGUUUCUAGAGUCAGCAUGUGAUUGCAUUGGAAAUGUUGGUCAAACAUCAAAAUAUUAAAAGCAACAUUUUGACAAAAUACAACUCUUAGAUAUAAGAUUUUUUUUUUGCUUUUUUUUUUUUUUUACCAGAUUCGCUCAUAAGAAUUGUGUCAAACAAUCUAAUAUCAUCUGGAAAACUGAAAUAUUCUCUUCAGUCAGUUUGUGUUAUCAAGAGACUUAAACUUAAGAGAUUUGAGUCUGUUUGCAAAAACCACAUCCUGCUUUUGCAUCACAUCAGUUUCACCUCAUAUAAGGCUAAUUGUUGACAAGCAUCAAUCUGAAAGGUGUUCUGAGAUUCCAACUUUAAGCUUCAUAGAUAACUUCUAGAGUUCCUGGGCCUCUAUAAUUGUAGACUGUGUUGAUAAGAUACAGGAACAGAUAAGGUAUAAAGACUCUUGAAAGCUGCCUGAACUUACAUUUGUAUUUCUUUACUUUUGCAGGCUGGUCAGACCGCAUUAAUGCUCGCUGUUAGCCAUGGUCGUCAGGAGAUGGUGCGAGCAUUGCUGGAGUGUGGCGCUGAUGUUAACGUCCAGGAUGAUGAGGGCUCCACCGCUCUGAUGUGUGCCAGUGAACACGGCCGGGCAGAGAUCGUCAAACUGCUCCUGGAUCAGCCUGGUUGUGACAUAUCUAUCAUUGAUAAUGUAAGGCAUUUACAGUUCAUCCAUGUAGAUGUUGUACUUACUAAGAGAAACUUACAGUUGAAGCAAACUGUUGGAUGCCGGAAACAUCUGAGCGAUUUCUCGUCUGGGAUUCAGCUUAAUCUGAGCUCAGGAAAUGCCUCCUCGAGGGAAAUUUGUCUAUGCAGCUUCCUCCGUUUUUCACCUCUUUCUCCUUUUCUUCUCUGGUGUUUUUCUUUGUUAGCAAGACGGGCUUCAAACUACAGCGCCAUGAUCAGAUUAGUUUCAUCUGCCUUCUGUUGAAAUCAGUGAUGUUUACAGGAAACAAAAUCAUAGGGCAACUCACAAGCCCCCAGGAGAGGAAUUAAAAAGCCACAACUCCUCUGUUCACAGCAUCACACAAACACACAACUGCCCCACUCAUCUGUGCACUAAUACCUGUGACCUGUGCACAAGAUAGUAGCCAAAAUUAAAGUGUCUUAAAAGUGAUUAUAAGAGUCUUGCGGAUUCAUACUUAACAGACAGGUACCAUUAUCAGGCAACUACUUUAUGUCACCAGCAAAAUUUUAAGAUAGAUAUAAUUCAAAUGCUUUUUAUUCAGAAGACUUAGUUUGUAUAGUUGUUACUUUUUAAAAACUGUUUUUAGCUAUGUUCAUUUUUCAAGUUUUUUUUUCAGUAAUUUGCUGCUAAAAAUGAAGCAUAACACAAAGAUUUACAGCUCGUUGGGAAAAGUGUUAGAUGUGCGAGAAAAUGAAACAACAAAAAAAACAAGGUUGUUAUCUUUCCCUCCCUCUCUUUUGUUGAUCUACACUGUAGCUCGCUUUAAAGUGAUUUUACAGAGGGUAGAUCUGGAUGCUUAAGAAAAAUUCAGGUAGAUAAAUAUGAGCUUUACCAUCUGUGCCUGAAUGAGUUUGCCUUUUCAUGCAUGUAGCUGCUGGGUUGAAUUUCAGUGCAGCACAGCUGGACCGAGAGGUAGACAGGGGGUGGGGGGGUGGAAAACAUUUAGGAAAGCCCCCUCCCCCUGUCCUCCAAAACAAGACAUGAAAAACCAUGACUAAGUUAGAGCGCAGUCAUAUGGGUUAUUACUUCGUAGUUUUACAAGUUUUUGCAAUCAUUUAAGCCCAGACACACUCACAUGAUGUAGUUUACUUUGGUGCUCUAUAAAGAAAAACUCUAUCCAAUCAUUCUGGGACAUGAUCGACCAGGUAAGUUAAGCUGGCAGCUGGAGUUGUAGUAAAUGCAAUAAACUAACUGGAAGAGUUUCUGAUGUCAUUAAGAUCUUUAAUUUUACAGAAUUACCGUUUACCAGAAAGUGACGCUGCCCAGUGUAUAGCAGAUGAAAUCUGUGUAUUAACCCUUUUACCGAGGUUGAGUGAACUUGUUCUUUGACAAUAAAGACAAUCAGAUUAGUGAGACCAUUUUCAACCAACUUCAAACACAGCCUCACUUAUAGGGCUUAAGUCAAGCUAUAACGUUAAUUCAGAUGUUAAAUUCGGACUAUUGUGGAUUCCUUACAGAUGAGAACAAGCUGCAGUUAUCCUCGGCCAGUCGCUCUCCACUCUGACAUUAAUAACUAGAGAUAUCAAUAACUUAAGACCAAGAGGAAGGCAUCUUCCAGUACAGACGUAUUUAUUUUAAAGAUUUACAAUUGGACUUUUUGCCUUUAUUUGGAGAAGACAGGACAGAUAAAGAAGGAAACAGAAAGAGAGAGAGUGUGAGAAGUGGCAUGCCUGGCUAUUGUGUAUCAUUCACAACCCUACUAUCAAACAAUUAAUUAAUACUGGCUGUACAAAAAUAAGUUGUAGAUCAAGAUUCAGUUUAUUAAGAGGCGAAUAUUUAUGUAGCGUCUCACUUCCAAGUUUGAGUUCACAGAGUAAAAGAAAAAAAGAGAAAACGCUGAGAAGGCAGGACAGAUAAUUGUUAUGGUUGUUAACUGGACAAUGAAUAAUGUACUAUUUUAACCUGAGUUAGGGAAACGAACAGGCUGCCUGAACAUCCAUCACAAGAGAACUGUAACACACACUGACAGAGGUUCAGUGUUUAGUGUUGAGCAUGUUAAAGCAACUGGAAAAGGAACAACCGUGUAUAAUGUCCAUCACAUGGUCUGACAAACCAGUAAAGCUCUGUUAUUUGUGAUUCAGGGGUCAGUGAACUGACUUUUUACCGUUUCCCUCUGUUCAUAGGAUGGCAGUAACGCAUUGUCCAUUGCGCUUGAAGCGUCUCACAAUGACACAGCUGUGCUGCUCUACGCCCACAUGAACUAUGCCAAGACCCAGCCUGCUGUGGUGAGUCCACCCUCCAACACUCCAACUCCUCUGACUAGACGGGUUGGUCAAAGCUGAUUUGGAGCCAUGCAGUAAUUGCAUGAAAAUGCCAUACUUUUGAUUUUGCAUUAAAACAUGUGAAGACAAAACAUACUAAAAGAUCUGUGUAUGCACAAAGUUGUAGACCUACUUUACAGCAAUAUCAACUCUAGCCAACAGGAAAGAUCUCUGAUUAAUUUUAUCAAUGUUUUAGAUUAUGAGAUAAUCUCUUUGUUUUAAAACCCAAACGUCGAAUGGCAAACAGCUUUCAGACGACUGAAAAGGGACAUGUAUCAGACUGAAGUUAGCACAAGCCACUCAUAACAUAACUGAACAAUGAGCAAUGUCUCCUGUAUUAAUAGUGGGUAGGAUCAGCUCUUGGCUUUUUAUUGGGUGUGGGUAGCACUGACUGAAGGUGCACUGCUGCCCUCUACAGGUCGUUAUGAGAUUCUGUGAUUUUUUUUAAUUUUAUUUUGGCUUUUAAAAAACACAAAACUAAAACAUUUUGAAUGCGGUUACACUAAAAUGAAAAUGAAAAUACUGAAUUUGCAUUUUCUUUGUUUGUUUCGGUGUUUAAAUUUGUAUUUUAAGAGGACGCUUUUCCACUUUUUUCUUUUAGGGGAGUCCAAAAGCCCAGCCCAGGAGCCCCACCAGCCCCCACAAGCCCUGGCCUUCAGACUGACAGGAUAAUGGGUGCACAUUGAGGAGGACAGAGCAGCGAACAUAACUGGAUCUGUGCUUUGAAAAGCUCCACUGGAAUUUACUUAAAUAUAUCUGUAUUUAUAUACUGCCUUAUGCCCUGCAUUUAUAAGUAUUGUUGAUAUGAGAACAUUAUUUUUCCAUCAUGGUUAUAUCAUAUACUUGACUAAUAUAAGUUCCUAGCAUGUCUAAAUGAGGAUCUGGAGAUCAGAGACCUUACAUAAAAUAUUUGCACUCUGCUGAUAUUUCACUGUUAGUGGCAACACACAAAUGUGGCAUGUACUAGGUUCCUCCUGUGACAUUUGAUGUAAAAAAAUCAAGUUAAGCCACAAGAUAGUAAUUCAUGGCCAUGGAGGAGUAUCUUGUGGCCACGAAGGGACUGCUCAAUGUUGUUUUAGUUGCUUUCAAAACCUGUUAAUUUAGGUGUAGACUACCUAAAUUAACAGUAAAUAAAUAUAUAUCCACAAUACUUGGAGCAUGCUGGAGCUGCAUUAUUGUUUGCCCAUCUGUUCCCAAUUUGUAAAAAAUGAAUGCAAGAAAGUAAAGAAGUGCCAAAGUAUGACUAAUCCUUUACAUGCAAAUGAUCAGUGAAAUUAGAAUAUGUGCAGCAGAAGAUAGCACCACUUCACAUAGACUAUCACUAGCAUCCCAACUAUGAGUGAUUUUGGGUAUCCAGCUAGUUUAGUACUAGACAACUAUCCAGUUAAAGUUGAGUAAGGAUUAUGGCCAAAUUUUACUAUUUGAUGAUCAGUGAGGACGCUCUCAUUUUACACCAGUUACUUGGGAAAAAGCGGACAUUGAUCUGCACUUGCCGCAGAUUGGAGUUAAUCACAGGUUAUGUCUCUGCAGGAUACACUGUGAACAAAUUACAGACUACUCUAGAAAACAGAAACAAUGAACUACCAUGUAUUUGUGUUGUACGUCUAUAUAGACCACAAAAUGGGUAGUCUACAUCCAAGCUGACAUAUUUUGAAGGCAACUAAAGCAACAAUUAAAAGUCUCUGUAGGGAGAUAUGCAACAAUGGAUAUCUUGAAAUGACAAGAUAAUUAUUAUAUUGUCACACAUUAUCUUUCUGCCACGCAAUUUUAUUUUUAAUCAAAUGUUACCGUAGGGGUUUUGUGGGCAUGUGAUGAAAAAUAUUUGCCAGAUGGCUCCACGCAAACAUAAAAAUCUACAUCCAGAGGGAAAUCAAAUGACAUGACUCUCCUGUGUGUUGCCCUGCAGUCUCUUUCUGUAGUGCCUUGGUCAGCUGAUCUGUGAAUCUCUUCACUGUCAUAUACUGCACUAACUGUCCAUGUAUUUUAUGUUCAUAUAAAUAUUUACAUAUAAAUAUAUAUUCAUGUCUGAAAUAAACAUAUUUCCAGAAAAGUUGAUGGAAAGGAGUGUUUGUUUUAACUUGAGGAACACUGACCAACUCUAUCAUGUUUGCCAUUAAUAAAACAAAUACUACAAAAUAA